AGAGACUCAGAGGUGUGUGUGUGUGAGGUGUGUGAGUCUCAGGUGUGUGUGAGGUGUGUGAGGUCUGAGCCCCGGGGUUAGGUAUAUAAGAGCCCCAGUCUCCCAGCAGUGCCUAUGUUGAGGAGCAGAGAGAGAGAAGAGCCACCAUGAAGAGUUUGAUCAUCGUCCUAGCUUUGGCCGUCAUGUCUGAGGCGCUCCACAGGGUGCCUCUGGUGAAGGUGAAGUCCAUGAGGCAGAAGCUGAUGGAGAAGGGUGUGAAGGUUCCCUACACUGACCCCGCCCUCAAGUACCAGUCCCCUGAGAUCCUGGCCACCUCCACCAUCGACCCCAUGAGCAACUACAUGGACGUGAGUUACUACGGCGCCAUCUCCAUCGGCACGCCUCCCCAGUCCUUCCAGGUGCUCUUCGACACCGGCUCCUCCAACCUGUGGGUGGACUCCGUGUACUGCAACACCCAGGCCUGCACCAGCCACACCCAGUUUAACCCCCAGCAGUCCUCCACCUGGACCACUUCUGGUCAGACCUUCUAUCUGCCCUACGGAGCCGGCAGCCUGUCUGGGCAGUUUGGCUACGACACCGUCAACCUCGCUGGCAUCGUCAUCUCCAACCAGGAAGUCGGUAUCAGCACCAACGAGCCGGGUCAGAACUUCGUGGUGGCCCACUUCGAUGGGAUCCUGGGUCUGGCUUACCCCACCAUCUCCGCCGGACAGCAGUCUCCCGUCGUGGACACUAUGAUGCAACAGGGCCUCCUGCAGGCCAACAUGUUCUCCUUCUACCUGUCCCGUGAUCAGAGUGGAGGCAGUGAGGUGUCCUUUGGCGGAGUGGACCCCAACAAGUACCAGGGCCAGAUCUACUGGACUCCAGUUACCUCAGAGUCCUACUGGCAGAUCGGCAUUCAGGGAUUCCAGGUGAACAACCAGGCCACCGGCUGGUGCUCUCAGGGCUGCCAGGCCAUCGUGGACACCGGCACCUCCAUGCUGACGGCCCCCCGCCAGUUCAUUAGCCAACUGAUGCAGGGCAUCGGAGCUCAGCAGGGCCAGAAUGGACAGGCUAUGGUUGACUGCAGCCAGAUCAACAGCCUCCCCACCCUGACCUUCACCAUCAACGGAGUGGACUUCCCUCUGCCUCCUUCCACCUACAUUACCCAGAAUGGAUAUGGAUGCAGCGUUGGCAUCACCCCCACCUACCUGCCCUCUCAGGAUGGACAGCCCCUGUGGAUUCUGGGAGAUGUAUUCCUCAGGGCGUACUACUCUGUGUAUGACCGCACCAACAACCGCGUGGGCUUUGCCACUGCUGCCUAAACUCAACCACUCAACCUUCGGAUUGGGAGAGAAGACUACAACAUCCAUCUACCCUGACACUUCACUCAAGCCAUCUCACAUUUCAAUGUCCACCAAUAUCUCCAUGGAAACGCUGUUGUUAUGACGUUUACAUCUCACAGUGGUCCCCAUGGCAGGCACAGUAGAGUGUGGUGUUGGCAGAGGGAAUAUGGAAGAACCUUGUUUCUAUUCGGAAAAUCAAUUUGCAUUUGCUAUGCCUGUUCCCAGGCCACAGAUCUGAUAGCACAUCUUCUGUUACUAGUGAAAGCUACUUAGCUAUUCAGUAUCUUUAGUAGCACAAUCUGUGAGCUUUUGCUGAUAAUGUUCCAAUUAUUCCUUAGUUAAAUGUGAUUUAGUUUAAAAGGAUGUAAGUAUUCUGUCCAAUAAAUGUUUUAAAGAAAUGGACUUCUGUAUGAG
Molecule: messenger RNA, 1736 nt
Organism: Clupea harengus (Atlantic herring)
Lineage: Eukaryota; Metazoa; Chordata; Actinopteri; Clupeiformes; Clupeidae
Product: gastricsin-like
Exons: 9
Coding region: 147-1301 (384 amino acids)
Biological process (GO): proteolysis
Molecular function (GO): aspartic-type endopeptidase activity
Source: RefSeq, a predicted model, not a curated record